AUGAGUUUCGCUCAGAGUCAAUUGGCUGAGGUGAGGUUUUUAAAAGUUUUUUUUGAUUAUUAUUUCAAAUUAUCAUUAAAAAUAAACUAUUUCAUGAAAUUCCUGAUGAAAUUUCAGUUCAGGGCUACUAAAAAAACAAAAUAGGAAAAAAACAGCCGCGAAAAAAAUCAAAAAAAUUGCAAACUUGUGCGCUCCAUGGCCAAUUUUUUUAAAAUUAAUUUUUUUCGCUAAAAAUAAUGACCAAGGACCAGAGAUUAAAAAAAAGAGAUCAAAGUACACUUUUUUUGAACUUUUUUUAUCCAUGGAGCGAACAUGUUUUAUCCAUGGAGCGGAAAAAAAGCCUAGCGAUCUUUUUCUGCGGCUCAUAUUUCUUUUUCUCUCAUUUCCUAGUAAAUACUUCCCAUUCGAUUCUGAAAAAAUUAUUUAAAUCACCAAAUUUUAAAAGUUAUCAUUGGAGCGCGAAAGCUUUUUGAAAUGAAGCUAUUUCUUCCUAUGUAAUCUUACCCAAAAAAUUAAAUUUUUGGUCAAAUAAUGCUUUCAGAACAUAUAAUCUAAUCGUCACUGUGAAUUUUCGGCAUAAUCUCAUUUUUUUUUGACAUUUUUCUAUGGCCCAACUCUUACAGGCCCAACUCCUGGCCCAAGCAGUCCAACCAAUUUUUCCCGAGUCAUCAUUCACCAACACAGUCGGCGUCCUCGUCAUCAUUUUCUUCCUCCUCGGCGUGAUCGUCGGCGUCGUCGCCGUGUGGCCCAAGCGGCCCAACUCCUUCGAGGUCCAAACAAUGAAACUGCUCCGAUACUCGCCUCCACCCUAUACUGUUUGA
Messenger RNA from Caenorhabditis auriculariae, 821 nucleotides. NCBI's taxonomy places the organism in Eukaryota, Metazoa, Nematoda, Chromadorea, Rhabditida, Rhabditidae. The record is from the annotation of a GenBank genome assembly.